AUGGAAGAGCAUAGCUCUUUUGCUAGAGUGGACACUGCACCAACCAGCUCAUAUCGACCUCGCUUGCGCCAUUCGCUCAUGAUCUUCGCGAUGUGCUCGACAGUAUUUCAUUGGCUAGGCGGGGCAAGUUACCUCCUCCCAUCCGUCGGCCAAGACGAACAGCAGAGCCCAGCGGAGAACAAGACAUUCAGUUGGGACACUGUAGAGCCCUCGACAUCACUGGAAUACUCUUCCUGCUAUGAAGGCUAUCAAUGCGCGAAGCUCGAACUCCCCAUGGACUAUUGGAACGGCACAACGGACGCCAUGGUGACUCUUGCCUUGGUCAAAAAGCCAGCUGCUGUACCUGUCACUGAUCCUCGAUACGGCGGCGUUAUCCUGAUGAAUCCCGGUGGACCUGGUGGUCAUGGUGUCGGAUUCAUCCUCAGAGUUGGAGAGCAACUCAGCAGCCUACUCAACUUCCCUGGCGACGAUGGUGAUGAUGGCAAACAAUUCGACCUGAUCUCCUUCGAUCCGAGAGGAGUGGGUUUGUCCACACCCAGACUUUCGUGUUUCCAAGGCAAUACAAUUCUUGAACAAGCCUGGCUUGUUCGUGAGUGGGAGGAAGGAUCUUUCAAUGCCUCUGACAUUGCAUUUGGUCGACUCUGGGCCAUGUCCAAAGCAAGAGUAGAGAGUUGUGCUAUUACCUCUGAAGAGCCUGACAUCAAGAGAUAUGUCACCACGGCCUAUGUCGCCCGAGACAUGCUAGAGAUCGUUGAGAAGCAUGAUGCUUGGCGAGCUCAAGAAGCGAGACGACUGUCAGCAUCUCAACACCACGAGGCGAUUGAUGCUCAUCACUUCGAAUACCAACCCGGAACGGCAAACCUGCAGUAUUGGGGAUUCUCCUAUGGCACAUACCUCGGUUCAGUAUUUGCUGCCAUGUUUCCCGAACGAGUUGAGCGUCUCGUACUAGAUGGUGUUGUUGAUGUCGUCGACUAUCAACAAGCAGCAUGGGCCACCAACCUGGUAGAUACGGAAAAGACGAUGGAUUCAUUUUAUCGCUUCUGCGCUGAAGCAGGCUACCCUGCCUGCGCACUGGCAAACUCUCAUGGAAAGACAAGGCCCGAAGAAGUCAAGCAACGAACUUUCGACAUCAUGCAAAACCUCCACGAGAAUCCACUGGCAGUCAUAGGUCCAAACCCUGAAGUCAUCACCUCGAACGACAUACGCAUGUUGAUCUUCCGGACGACUUCAACCAACGAUCUGCCUAACUCACCCGAUGCAGAGAUCGGAAUCGCAUGUACUGACGGCGACGAUCAGACCAAAAUGAACAAAACGACAUUCGCAAGUUUCGUUGACGAGCUUGCGGAAGUCUCACCCACUAUCGGCGAUAUCUGGGCAUCUAUCCGGAUGAGUUGUAUACACUAUCCAUUACGUGCCGUCCAUCGAUUCACAGGUCCUUGGGAAGCGACAACUGCGCAUCCAAUCCUCUUGAUAGGCAAUACCGCAGAUCCUGUCACACCCCUCAACGAUGCUUUGAGAAUGUCUGAUCGAUUGGCUGGUAGUGCGACCUUGAUUCAAGAUUCUGCGGGACAUUGUUCGUUGAGUGCGUAUAGUGAAUGUACUGCAAAGUUUGUGAGGCAAUACUUCCACACGGGCAAGCUGCCACCAGCCAACACGACUUGUGCGGUCGAUGAGAAACCUUUUGAGGUUAAAGAGGCUGCGAUGAGGACCAUUGCUCAUGAGCAGCAUAAGGAUAUUGCUGAUGCCUUUUUCAAGUUUGGAGUGGGUCGACGUGUCGGAGGAACUGGUUGAAUUUCGAGCUUUGUUGCACAUCGUUGAUGUCUCUGUGGACAAGGAAC
Molecule: messenger RNA, 1838 nt
Organism: Aureobasidium pullulans EXF-150
Lineage: Eukaryota; Fungi; Ascomycota; Dothideomycetes; Dothideales; Saccotheciaceae
Exons: 2
Coding region: 1-1791 (596 amino acids)
Source: RefSeq, a predicted model, not a curated record